This is a messenger RNA of Meriones unguiculatus (Mongolian gerbil), 2294 nucleotides long. It is a transcript of the gene Kcnk4, whose product is annotated as potassium two pore domain channel subfamily K member 4. NCBI's taxonomy places the organism in Eukaryota, Metazoa, Chordata, Mammalia, Rodentia, Muridae. The coding region runs from base 792 to 1988 and encodes 398 amino acids. The transcript is spliced from 7 exons. The record is from RefSeq and is a predicted model, not a curated record. Gene Ontology annotation, molecular function: potassium ion leak channel activity. Gene Ontology annotation, biological process: stabilization of membrane potential; potassium ion transmembrane transport. Gene Ontology annotation, cellular component: membrane.
CGCGCGCGCGCGCGUGUGUGCACUCCUGCUCAUGGACCUCUAGGGUAGCUCGGCAGGGCGGGGACGCCCAUGGGGACGCCCAUGGUGCCGCGGUGUCGGGUUGUGCAGGGGUCUGCAGGAGCACGGUGCAGUGCUGUGCAUGCAGCCUGGGCAGCGCGCAGCUACCGCCGCAGGGUGGAGUGUGGGCGCGUGCAGCGGGCAGUGUAUGUACGUGUGCGCGCACCUGCCAUCUCCCGCUGCCCCCUAGGUGACAGCUGUCCUGUGGGCUGCUGUGUUCAUGCUGCCCUUCCCACCCUGUGCCUCGUUUCUUCUGGGAGCCCGGGGCCCACCUUUCCUUUCCCUGGCUCUGGGCCAAGCUGCUACCCUGCAGCCAGAUCCGCCUCGGGGUUCCUCGAAAGCCCAGAGGGCGGGUAGGGACCCUGGAGGAGCUCCACCCCGCUGAUCCCUGCUAGACUGGACUCGGGAAAGGAAGGAGGGGACAGAUGCAUCCGAGGAGGCUGCCACAGCCGCAGUGGGAGAGCCAAGUACGGACCUGCUAUUCCUGUCUCCCAUUCUCCAGCCUCUCCUCCCCCUUUCCCUUGGAACACCCUGGUCUUCCCAUGGUCUUCUCCAAGGCAGGCUCCCUAUUCCUCACAACUCCCCACACUCUCUCACUCACCCAGCCUGGUGGUGUCUCCUUCCUCCUCCCACUCUCCUGAUGGCUCCUCCGGGGAGUGACCACUGCUCCCCAGGAGUCCCCUUCUGCUCCUCCCCAAACAGGGAGCGGAGCUGGACCUGCCUCUGGAAGGGCCAUGCGCAGCACCACACUCCUGGCCCUGUUGGCCCUCGUGCUGCUUUACUUGGUAUCUGGGGCUCUAGUGUUCCAGGCUCUGGAGCAGCCGCAUGAGCAGCAGGUGCAGAAGGAGCUGGAGGAUGGCCGGGACCAGUUUCUGAAGGAGCAUCCAUGUGUGAGCCCGAAGACCCUGGAGGGGCUCAUCAAGCUCGUGGCUGACACCCUGGGAGGGGGUGCAAACCCAGAAACCAGUUGGACCAAUAGCAGCAACUACUCAUCAACUUGGAACCUGGGCAGAGCCUUCUUUUUCUCGGGGACCAUCAUCACUACCAUCGGCUAUGGCAAUACAGCCUUACACACAAAUGCCGGGCGUCUCUUUUGCAUCUUCUAUGCACUGGUGGGGAUCCCGCUGUUCGGGAUGCUGCUGGCGGGAGUCGGGGACCGGCUGGGCUCUUCUCUGCGCCGGGGCAUCGGUCACAUCGAAGCAAUCUUCUUGAAGUGGCACGUGCCGCCAGGGGUGGUGAGGAUCCUGUCUGCGGUGCUCUUCCUGCUGAUUGGCUGCCUGCUCUUUGUCCUCGCUCCCACCUUCGUGUUCUCCUAUAUGGAGAGCUGGAGCAAGCUGGAAGCCAUCUACUUUGUCAUAGUGACACUCACCACCGUGGGCUUUGGCGAUUUUGUGCCCGGUGAUGGCACCAGUCAGGACUCUCCAGCCUAUCAGCCCCUGGUGUGGUUCUGGAUCUUGUUUGGCCUAGCCUACUUCGCCUCCGUGCUCACCACCAUCGGUAACUGGCUGCGAGCGGUGUCCCGCCGCACGCGGGCAGAGAUGGGUGGCCUCACGGCGCAGGCUGCUAGCUGGACCGGCACAGUGACAGCACGAGUUACACAGCUAGCCGGGUCCAGCACCCCACCGCCAGAGAAGGAGCAAGCCCUCUUGCCCUCCUCUCUGCCCGCACCGCCUGGAAUUGUAGAGUCAGCCCCCAGACCAGGAUCCCCAGCUCCCCCAGAGAAGGUCGAGACGCCUUCCCCGCCCACUGCCUCAGCUCUGGAUUACCCCAGUGAGAAUCUGGCCUUUAUCGAUGAAUCCUCAGACACGCAGAGUGAGCGCGGCUGCGCCCUGCCUCGUGCGCCCCGGGGUCGUCGCCGUCCCAACCCCCCCAGGAAGCCCGCUAGACCCCGGGGUCCUGCGCGUCUCCGAGACAAGGCCGUUCCGGUGUAGGGGCAGGAUCUCUGGCCGGGACCGCGCCGCCCCGCCAGGGGCUUCGUUCUUGCUUGAUGCUCAGGCAUGCCUGGCUUAUUUGACCAAAGAGCCCUCUUUUGUUCCACGCGAUCGCAACCCUGCGAGGAGUCCAAGGGUUGCCAAAUGCCACCGCUCUUCCCCUGCUGGUUCCAGCCACUUCCAAAUCCCACCAUCCAAAACUUUCUAUCUCCUGCCCUGGCCGGGUUUGUCCCUCACACCUCAUAACUGUGCCUCAGAACCUGCAUCAAUAAAAGAAAACUGCACCACCGAGAGAGUGCUGCUGGG